AUGGCAAUAAUUCGUGACGCGACAAACAAAGCGAGCAAACAUGAAGUUAGGCCAAUUGACCAACAUGAGUUUGAGGUGAUAGAUGGAGGUUUGGGAGGCCGUGUAAAUAUUCAUGCAAGAACAUGCACUUGUCGCAAGUUUGAUUAUUAUGAAAUCUCUUGUUCACACGCCAUUGCUGCAUGCAGGGUUCGGAAUAUUGAUUCUACCUCUUUUUGUUCAUGGGUAUACUCUAUUGAUGCAAUGCUGGCUGCGUAUGCUGAACCUAUACGACCACUUGGACACUUUUUGGAGUGGAAACAAUCAUUGGCCUUCGUCGAUGUUGAAACAUUGCCUCCAAAAAGAGUUCCAAGAGAUAGUAUCAGCAACAAUGGAAGUACAAGGAUCAUCUAA
Molecule: messenger RNA, 390 nt
Organism: Benincasa hispida (wax gourd)
Lineage: Eukaryota; Viridiplantae; Streptophyta; Magnoliopsida; Cucurbitales; Cucurbitaceae
Molecular function (GO): zinc ion binding
Source: RefSeq, a predicted model, not a curated record